UGACUGACACUAUUUCAUUUUCCAGGCAAUAAUUGAACAUGGAGCCCUUGGAUAGACUGGAGAACCUUGCCUCAAGCCUUGAGACAGUGGCAUUGAAUGGUUUUCAGGCUCCUACAGUUGACAAUGGACAGAAGGACAACUCACCUGCAGAGAUACUAAGGUUUCUCCUCAAUUCUGAUCUAUGGACGUUUCAUAUUUACAGUUAGUGAACAUAUCAAUCAUUCUACAAUACUUUGAGAUGAAUAUGUAUAAUUCAGUAUGACCAUUUAAUAGCCAACCCCUUGUCAUAGAGUAUGUAAUAUAUGAGGUAGAUACAGGUAACUGCCAAAAUAAUGGAAACACUAGAGUAAAUGAAGGAUGCAACCCAAUUGAACACCUAUGGGAGAUUCUGGAGUGGCGCCUGAGACAGCAUUUUCCACCACCAUCAACAAAAUACCAAAUUAUGGAAGAAUGUUGUCGCAUCCUUCCAGCAGAGUUCCAGACACGUCUAUGCCAAGGUGCGUUAUUGCCAGAAGAUACCAACCCUACCGUUACGCUUGUUUACACUGAGCUGCACUGAGGUCGGAAUGCAAUCAUUGUUACAUUAAGACACUGUGGAGCCAGCGUGAGAUAUGGGUCGGAAAACGUACCUCAAUGCAGGGAUGGGAUAUGCCACUGUACUCCAAAUUUUACCUUUAUCCACAGUGCUCCAUUGAGAAGAUUGAAAUACUGCUAGUUUUCUGGAAAACUGCCCUUUUCGUCCUCAUGCUAGCUACCAGUAGCCACAGCAGCCAUUAUGGAAUGGCACGCUGCAUUGAACAACCAAGGAGCUGAAUGGCUGACACUGCCAUUCCAAAAUUGCUGCUGUGGCUGGCUGGGUCAUUCUCACAAAACAAAAAAAAACAAAAAAUGUAUUUCAUUUUUCACAAAAUGUAUGCUUGAAUCACUGAGAUUAGGAUCUGUACUUAUUUAUUGCAUAAUUAUUAUUUUUGAUCCGAUUUAUUAUGCAUUUUACAAACUUUCACAAACUUCUCAUUACCUUAACAGUUUUCAAAGUCCAAAAAAAGUUAUAAACAAAUAUUUGUAAUAUUUUUCAACAUUGCUCCCCUAAUGAAAAGGCCUGAGUUAAACAUAACACUGAAAAUUAAAAUAUUUCAAAUGAAAAUAUACAAUUAUUAUAAAAUUACAGACUUUUUCCCAAUUUGAGCUCUUUAGCCGUUUCGGUAAUGAGAAGGCCAAGUGGGGUAAAGGGGGUGUUUUGAGAAUAAGAACCUAAUUCUGAAGGCAUAUACAGUGGGGGAAAAAAGUAUUUAGUCAGCCACCAAUUGUGCAAGUUCUCCCACUUAAAAAGAUGAGAGAGGCCUGUAAUUUUCAUCAUAGGUACACAUCAACUAUGACAGACAAAAUGAGAAAAAAUAAUCCAGAAAAUCACAUUGUAGGAUUUUUAAUGAAUUUAUUUGCAAAUUAUGGUGGAAAAUAAGUAUUUGGUCACCUACAAACAAGCAAGAUUUCUGGCUCUCACAGACCUGUAACUUCUUCUUUAAGAGGCUCCUCUGUCCUCCAAUCGUUACCUGUAUUAAUGGCACCUGUUUGAACUUGUUAUCAGUAUAAAAGACACCUGUCCACAACCUCAAACAGUCACACUCCAAACUCCACUAUGGCCAAGACCAAAGAGCUGUCAAAGGACACCAGAAACAAAAUUGUAGACCUGCACCAGGCUGGGAAGACUGAAUCUGCAAUAGGUAAGCAGCUUGGUUUGAAGAAAUCAACUGUGGGAGCAAUUAUUAGGAAAUGGAAGACAUACAAGACCACUGAUAAUCUCCCUCGAUCUGGGGCUCCACGCAAGAUCUCACCCCGUGGGGUCAAAAUGAUCACAAGAACGGUGAGCAAAAAUCCCAGAACCACACGGGGGGACCUAGUGAAUGACCUGCAGAGAGCUGGGAUCAAAGUAACAAAGCCUACCAUCAGUAACACUCUACGCCGCCAGGGACUCAAAGUCCGUGUUGCCCAGCGACAGCCCCAAAACAUCACUGCUCUAGAGGAGAUCUGCAUGGAGGAAUGGGCCAAAAUACCAGCAACAGUGUGUGAAAACCUUGUGAAGACUUACAGAAAACGUUUGACCUGUGUCAUUGCCAACAAAGGGUAUAUAACAAAGUAUUGAGAAACUUUUGUUAUUGACCAAAUACUUAUUUUCCACCAUAAUUUGCAAAUAAAUUCAUUAAAAAUCCUACAAUGUGAUUUUCUGGAUUAUUUUUUCUCAUUUUGUCUGUCAUAGUUGAUGUGUACCUAUGAUGAAAAUUACAGGCCUCUCUCAUCUUUUUAAGUGGGAGAACUUGCACAAUUGGUGGCUGACUAAAUACUUUUUUCCCCCACUGUAAGCAAAUACAUUUACUUAAUGUGCUCAUCUAAGGAAUAAUCCUCUAGGUGAUGCAUCAUGGGUGAAUAAAACUUUAUUCAAAAACUGAUUGGAGUUUUUACAGGAACUUGAAUUAUGGUAAUGAGACAUGUCCACAUACACUGUGAUUGUACGUAAUAAAUAGUAUAGUUUAAUGUAAACCAUUUUUAUGAUUUGUGGACAAACUACAGCAACACAUACACUACCGUUCAAAAGUUAUGGGUCACUUAGACAUUUCCUUGUUUUCCAUGAAAACAUACAUGAAAUGAGUUUGAAUAGGAAAUAUAGCAAAAUGCAUAGGAAAUGUAGACAUUGACAAGGUUAGAAAUAAUGAUUUUUAAUGAAAAUAAUAAUUGUAUCCUUUGCUUUCGUCAAAGAAUCCUCAAUUUGCAGCAAUUACAGCCUUGCAGACCUUUGGCAUUCUAGUUGUCAAUUUGUUGAGGUAAUCUGAAGAGAUUUCACCCCAUGCUUCCUGAAGCACCUCCCACAAGUUGGAUUGGCUUGAUGGGCACCUCUUACGUACCAUACGGUCAAGCUGUCCCACAACAGCUCAAUAGGGUUGAGAUCCGGUGACUGUGCUGGCCACUCCAUUAUAGACAGAAUACCAGCUGACUGCUUCUUCCCUAAAUAGUUCUUGCAUAGUUUGGAGCUGUGCUUUGGGUCAUUGUCCUGUUGUAGGAGGAAAUUGGCUCUAAUCAAGCGCCGUCCACAGGGUAUGGCAUGGCGUUGCAAAAUGGAGUGACAGCCUUCCUUCUUCAAGAUCCCUUUUACCCUGUACAUAUCUCCCACUUUACCACCACCAGACCAUCACAUUGCCUCCACCAUGCUUGACAGAUGGCACAAGCACUCCUCCAGCAUCUUUUCAUUUGGUCUGCGUCUCACAAAUGUUCUUCUUUGUGAUCCGAACACCUCAAACUUUGAUUCGUCUGUCCAUAACACUUUUUUCCAAUCUUCCUCUGUCCAGUGUCUGUGUUCUUUUGCCCAUCUUUUAUUUUUAUUGGCCAGUCUGAGAUAUGGCUUUUUCUUUGCAACUCUGCCUAGAAGGUCAGCAUCCCGGAGUCGCCUCUUCACUGUUGAUGUUGAGACUGGUGUUUUGCGGGUACUAUUUAAUGAAGCUGCCAGUUGAGACCUGCAUUUGUCCUCUUGCUCAGUUGUGCACCGGGGCCUCCCACUCCUCUUUCUAUUCUGGUUGGAGCCAGUUUGCGCUGUUCUGUGAAGGGAGUAGUACACAGUGUUGUAUGAGAUCUUCAGUUUCUUGGCAAUUUCUCGCACAGAAUAGCCUUCAUUUCUCAGAACAAGAAUAGACUAACGAGUUUCAGAAGAAAGUUAUUUGUUUCUGGCCAUUUUGAUUCUGUAAUUGAACCCACAAUUGCUGAUGCUCCAGAUACUCAACUAGUCUCAAGAAGGCCAGUUUUAUUGCUUCUUUAAUCAGCACAACAGUAUUCAUCUGUGCUAACAUACUUGCAAAAGGGUUUUCUAAUGAUCAAUUAGCCUUUUUUUAAAUGAUAAACAUGGAUUAGCAAACACAACGUGCCAUUGGAAAACAGGACUGAUGGUUGCUGAUAAUGGGCCUCUGUACGCCUAUGUAGAUAUUCCAUUAAAAAUCAGCCGUUUCCAGCUACAAUAGCCAUUUACAACAUUAACAAUGUCUACACUCUAUUUCUGAUCAAUUUGAUGUUAUUUUAAUGGACAAAAAAUGGCUUUUUUUUUGAAAAACAAGGACAUUUCUAAGUGACCCCAAACUUUUGAAUGGUAGUGUGUGUGUACAGUGAGGGGGAAAAAGUAUUUGAUCCCCUGCUGAUUUUGUACGUUUGCCCACUGACAAAGAAAUGAUCAGUCUAUAAUUUUAAUGGUAGGUUUAUUUGAACAGUGAGAGACAGAAUAACAACAAAAAAAUCCAGAAAGACGAAUGUCAAAAAUGUUUUGAUUUGCAUUUUAAUGAGAGAAAUAAGUAUUUGACCCCCUCUCAAUCAGAACGAUUUCUGGCUCCCAGGUGUCUUUUAUACAGGUAACGAGCUGAGAUUAGGAGCACACUCUUAAAGGGAGUGCUCCUAAUCUCAGUUUGUUACCUGUAUAAAAGACACCUGUCCACAGAAGCAAUCAAUCAAUCAGAUUCCAAACUCUCCACCAUGGCCAAGACCAAAGAGCUCUCCAAGGAUGUCAGGGACAAUAUUGUAGACCUACACAAGGCUGGAAUGGGCUACAAGACCAUCGCCAAGCAGCUUGGUGAGAAGGUGACAACAGUUGGUGCGAUUAUUCGCAAAAUAACUGUCAAUCUCCCUCAGCCUGGGGCUCCAUGCAAGAUCUCACCUCGUGGAGUUGCAAUGAUCAUGAGAACGGUGAGGAAUCAGCCCAGAACUACACAGGAGGAUCUUGUCAAUGAUCUCAAGGCAGCUGGGACCAUAGUCACCAAAAAAACAAUUGGUAACACACUACGCCGUGAAGGACUGAAAUCCUGCAGCGCCCGCAAGGUCCCCCUGCUCAAGAAAGCACAAAUACAUGCCCAUCUGAAGUUUGCCAAUGAACAUCUGAAUGAUUCAGAGGAGAACUGGGUGAAAGUGUUGUGGUCAGAUGAGACCAAAAUGGAGCUCUUUGGCAUUACAUUUACAUUACAUUUUCGUCAUUUAGCAGACGCUCUUAUCCAGAGCGACUUACAAAUUGGUGCAUUCACCUUAUAGCCAGUGGGAUAACCACUUUACAAUAUAUAUAUAUUAUUUUUUUUGGGGGGGUGGGGUAAGGGGGGGUCAAAUACUUAUUUCCCUCAUUAAAAUGCAAAUCAAUUUAUAACAUUUUUGACAUGCGUUUUUCUGGAUUUUUUUGUUGUUAUUCUGUCUCUCACUGUUCAAAUAAACCUACCAUUAAAAUUAUAGACUGAUCAUUUCUUUGUCAGUGGGCAAACGUACAAAAUCAGCAGGGGAUCAAAUACUUUUUUCCCUCACUGUCUGUAUAUAUUAUGUUAUGUUUUAUUCAAAUAAAACUGGUUUCAUGAGAAUCACCUGGCUACUGGUAGCUAGCAUGAGGACGAAAAGGGCAGUUUUCCAGGAAAACUAGCAGUAUUUCAAUCUUCUUGGUGGAGCAAUGUGGAUAAAGGUACAAUUUGGAGCACAGUGGCAUAUCCCAUCCCUGCAUUGAGGUAUGUUUUCCGACCCAUAUCGCACGCCGGCUCCAUGGUUUCUUAAUGUAACCAUGAUUGCAUUCCGACCUCAGUGCAGCUCAGUGUAAACAAGAGUAACGGAAGGGUCGGUAUCUUCUGGCAAGGUGCAUUGAAGCUGUUCUGUCUCGUGGAGGCCCAACGCCCUAUUAAGAUACUUUAUGUUGGUGUUACCUAUGGAUAGAGCUGAUACUUCUCAACAAGACUUGGUAUUAAAUUCUACAUUCAUGAGUGUUUCUCCCCUCAGGAUAAAAGAACAGAUGUCAAAUCAAUGUUUUGAGAUGGCAGUGAAGCUCCAAGCAGGUAAAUUACAUUACCUUUAUUACUGAAUUGGGUAUGCUGAUAUACUAUGUGACAAUAAGAGUGUAAUUAUUUAGCAAUUUCAAAUGUUCUUUAACAGGAAAAAGCAAAAUAUCUUCUUGCAGUGCAUCUGAUGCUGAGAAAGACUUGUGAGUGUCUUUAGUUGGCAAUAUCAUCUCAUGUAGGCCUAUCCAUAACUAAAAGGGAUCUUUUCUCAACUCAGAUUUUGAAAAUGUGGAUUUAUUUGUCUGUUGAUAAUCCACAGGCCAGAUUAUGCUAAUACCUUGGAGGAAGCAAAAAUCAUUCAUUUUAACAAGACAUUGGCCUUACACAGGUAACAAUCACAUUUCUGUAUUGAUAUGUAAAGUAAUGGUCUUUCAAGCCUUGAAUUACUAGUACAUUAGUUAUGAUAAUAGGCAUUUGUUGCUUGCAAACCCUUUAUGUAGAAGGUUGGAGCAUCAGUUCCAUUUGGACAGUUUUCUAUUACCGAUUAUACAUUGUGUUGUAUUUGUCAGGAUGCAGGUGUGGCAUGCCAUUUCUGAGAAGCUGAAACAGAGUGAUCCAGAGGCUGUGUAAGUCCAUCAGGAGCAGAUUCUAAUACCCUGUUUGCGUCCCAAAUGGCACUCUAUUCCCUAUAUAGUCCACUUCUGUUUACCAGAGCCCUAUGUACUAUAUAGGAAAUAGGGUGCCAUUUUGGAUGCAGACCCUGUCUUAUUAAUAGCAACAACAAAAAAAAUGUAUAUAUUGGAAAGUGGUUGUCCCACUGGCUAUCAUAAGGUGAAUGCACCAAUUUGUAAGUCGCUCUGGAUAAGAGCAUCUGCUAAAUGACGAAAAUGUAAAUGUAAAUGUUAAGGACUCAAGCAGUUCCUCCUAAACUGGCAUUUGAGAAGAAAAAUAUUAUUAACACUACCAUUGAUAUACUUUGGGAUUGAUUUUAAUUUGUUUGCAUUGUUUGUAAAAAUGUCAGUUACACAAACCACAUAGUUAUCAGUUAUUUACCUACCUACAUUAUUAGUACACUGUACCUGCCUAUACUGUACAUACCUACCAAUUUAAAAACAUGUAACUAUAUAUUUUUUAGCACUACUUGAUGUAGUGUGGGGCCUGUAUCUUUUUCUUCCAGAGCGAUGAGGGGAAUGACCAGUUGUAGCCUAGACCUUUGUUCAAGGAUAAAGACACUUCAGCAGGUGGGUGCAUCUGUUAUCAAUGUGGUUGGAAGUUUUCAACAAUCUGAUUGUGUGACUGUUAUUCAACAGUUUUAUAAAUGAAAACAGAAUGUUUAUUGCUUUCAUCAGAAAAAUGGUGCAGUCAUUGGCUUGGCUCUGCUGCGGUGUUGUCACCAAUUGUUGCAGAUUUAUGGAAUGUUCUUUCUGACCUCUUGUUUGCUUUGUCAACAGGAAUCAUGUGCGCUUCAGGACCAAAUCACAGACCUUCAAAAGCAGAGGCUAGGUAUUACAUCACCCACACUAUUACUGCUUUACCAAGGAUGUAUAGGAAAGUAAAAAUGUAUUGUUUGAACCUAUUCUUAUGAGGGUGUAAGAAUUCACUACAUUUUAAUGAAGAUUAACGAUCGCCUUCUUAGUGAAUGUUUUCAUACUUUGCCUUGUAGUUCAGGAGGAGAAGUGAACUGAAUAAUAUAAAAGAAAAUCCCUCAAGCAUAUUUUAUUCUUUGACAUUUAUUUUCUCCUUUCUGCAGAUCUAAAGCGUCUCACUCAUGAGAAGAUGAAGGAGAUGGAUGAACUGAAGAGGAAGAGGGAGCACCCAGAGGCAGAGAAGUACAGAAACGUCCUGCAGAAAGGCCAGUCUCACCUGGAGAAGUACCAGAAGAUGGCCACCAUCACACAGAAUGUCCUGCGGGUAAAUUGGCCUCUUUUUAUAUCUUUACGAAUACAGCUCUUUAUUCUUAGGGGCUGUCCCAAUAAUAUCUAAUUUCUUCUGAAGUGUGUACUUGUUUACUUCUUCUCACAAAUCUAAGAGCUUUGUAUUGGUGGAGUUAUGGGCUCGUGGGAAUGUCCAGUCAUUUCCUUCCAAAUCAGUAAAGGGAAAUUAACAAGUGCACACUUGGGGAAGAAUGAGAUUUAAUUAGGACACAUCCUUAGUGCCAAGAGGAUGAUCGCAUUUUACCUGUUCUGUUAAUAAUGUCAGAACUCAUGAUGCUAUGUUAUUUUUUUCUCCAGGGGAUCAUCAUUGCCAGUAAAGUGAACUGGAGAGAUGACCCCAAACUGAGAGACAUCGCCAUGACGCUGGAGGACAUUCCCAUCUCUGACUAAUGAGCACUCCGCAUGGAAGGGAAAAUUUGUUGUAACAUUGUUUAUACAUAUAAUAUGUACAGCUAUCAAAGGUGUAGUUUGAGAGAGAGAAGGAACAACAUUUUAAUAUCACACCAGAUAUAAAAUAUUAACUGAUGUUAAGAGCACUUAGUUAAAUGCAUAAUACACUGCAUCAGAGAUGGACAUCGUUUUGUUCUUGUAAUAAACCAUUAGUUGUUUUUUAUUCAAUAAAAGCAUAUUUGUACAUUUUAGUCAUUUAGCAGACGCUCUUAUCCAGAGCGACUUACAGUUAGUGAGUGCAUACAUAUUUUUAUUUAAUUUUUUUCAUACUGGCCCCCGUGGGAAUCGAAUCCACAAUAAUAAUAAUAAUAUGCCAUUUAGCAGACGCUUUUAUCCAAAGCGACUUACAGUCAUGCGUGCAUACAUUUUUUUUUUUGUGUAUGGGUGGUCUCGGGGAUCGAACCCACUACCUUGGCGUUACAAGCGCCGUGCUCUACCAGCUGAGCUACACGGGUCCCCUACUGUAUUUUGUAUUGACCUUGUUUUUAUGAAUAAAACUGAUGUUCACCAG
Messenger RNA from Coregonus sp. 'balchen', 8666 nucleotides. The record is from the annotation of a GenBank genome assembly. Lineage: Eukaryota; Metazoa; Chordata; Actinopteri; Salmoniformes; Salmonidae.